UUUAUUUCAGCUGCUAAGCAACGCUUCGGGUUCAGGUUGCUGUGGCGGAAGGAGAAACAGAUGCACGAUAACAAACACACAUUCAUCUUUAUGUUGUGAUCAAUUCUUUAUUGUUCAUUUCUGCCUAAUGGUGAAGUUAAGAGCUAGAUGUGUUGUCGUGGGAGAUGCUGCUGUAGGGAAGAGCACACUGUGUCAGAUGUUUCGCAGUGAUGGUGCUGUCUUUCAGAAGAACUACACCAUGAAUGUUGGUGUGGAGCUGCUGGAGAAAUCAGUGUCCAUCCCUGACACCAGUGAUACUGUGGAGUUGUACAUCUAUGAUUCAGCGGGACGGGAGCCGUUUGCAGACGCCUGUGAGAACAUGUGGAGUCAGCCGUCGGUGAUGUGUGUGGUGUUUGACAUCAGCAGCGAAGCCUCGUUCACCAGCUGCGGCCGCUGGAUCGACAGGCUCCGAUCGCACUGUGACGGGCUGCAGGUGCCAGGUGUGCUGGUGGGGAAUAAGCGUGACCUGUCGUCCAGGAGGGAGGUGGACAGUGCCGCGGCUCAGACGUGGGCUCAGAGUCACGGGCUGGAGUAUCACGAGACGUCUGCUAAGGAGAUCGGACAGUUUGAAGCUCCGUUCCUGAGUUUGGCUCGAGCGUUUCACUCGCUCUAUCAGGAUCAGACUCAGAUCAUCCAGAGUCUCGUCUAACCCGUUCAUCUGUACUGACGAUAUCUUAUACAGAUCAGUGUGAUGAUAUUUUAAUACAGUAAUAUUUUAUAUAUGUUUGUGUUCAGAGUUUUGAGCUCAAUUAAAUAAACCUCUUUCCUCUGAAA
Molecule: messenger RNA, 813 nt
Organism: Megalobrama amblycephala (Wuchang bream)
Lineage: Eukaryota; Metazoa; Chordata; Actinopteri; Cypriniformes; Xenocyprididae
Gene: ift27
Product: intraflagellar transport 27 homolog (Chlamydomonas)
Exons: 7
Coding region: 128-688 (186 amino acids)
Cellular component (GO): Golgi apparatus
Molecular function (GO): GTPase activity; GTP binding
Source: RefSeq, a predicted model, not a curated record